GGCCUGAUUCGAGUUAGGGUUUUAGGUCAGUUAUAUUAGCCACAAUGCAACGAAGCAAAGUUCUUGAUCCUCAUUUCUCUGUAACAGAGAGCAAGGGAAGGUGACGGCUCCGCCAUUCAAGAGCCAUGGUGCACGUCUCAUUUUACCGCAAUUAUGGGAAGACUUUUAAGAAGCCUCGCCGUCCAUACGAGAAGGAACGGUUGGAUGCUGAGCUGAGGCUCGUGGGAGAGUAUGGACUCCGCUGCAAGAGAGAGUUGUGGAGGGUUCAGUACGCUCUGAGCCGUAUCCGUAAUAAUGCUAGAAUGCUUUUGACCCUCGAUGAGAAGAACCCACGUCGGAUCUUUGAGGGCGAAGCUCUUCUUCGAAGGAUGUUUCGUUAUGGGCUUCUAGACGAAAGCCAGAACAAGCUUGAUUAUGUUUUGGCCUUGACCGUGGAGAACUUUCUUGAGCGUCGCCUGCAAACUCUUGUCUUCAAAUCUGGGAUGGCAAAGUCCAUUCACCAUGCUAGGGUGCUUAUAAGGCAAAGGCAUAUCAGGGUUGGAAGGCAGGUGGUGAACAUCCCAUCGUUCAUGGUAAGAGUUGAUUCACAGAAGCAUAUUGACUUUUCACUAACAAGUCCGUUUGGUGGCGGGCGUCCUGGAAGGGUGAAGAGAAAGAACCAAAGAGCUGCUGCUAAGAAGGCUGCUGGUGGAGAUGGCGAUGAGGAGGACGAGGAUUAGAUUAUGGAUCUUCUAGCUUUUUCAUAUUUUGUCAUCCUUUAUUUGCGACUGUAGCUGAGAUAGUUUUGCUUCCAUGGUUCAGUUUUAUACCUUGUUCAUCUUGUUUCCUGGGGACAAGCUAAUGCCUGAGCUUACAUUAUUGCGGAACGACAUCUAUUUGAAAAGAUCAAUUUUGCUUGGAAA
Messenger RNA from Prosopis cineraria, 902 nucleotides. Its product is annotated as 40S ribosomal protein S9-2-like. The transcript has 3 exons. The coding region runs from base 126 to 719 and encodes 197 amino acids. Lineage: Eukaryota; Viridiplantae; Streptophyta; Magnoliopsida; Fabales; Fabaceae. Gene Ontology annotation, molecular function: rRNA binding; structural constituent of ribosome. Gene Ontology annotation, biological process: translation; positive regulation of translational fidelity. The record is from RefSeq and is a predicted model, not a curated record. Gene Ontology annotation, cellular component: cytosolic small ribosomal subunit.